This is a messenger RNA of Formica exsecta, 4158 nucleotides long. RefSeq names its product RNA polymerase-associated protein Rtf1 (gene Rtf1). Gene Ontology annotation, cellular component: Cdc73/Paf1 complex. The transcript has 8 exons. The coding region runs from base 205 to 2304 and encodes 699 amino acids. The record is from RefSeq and is a predicted model, not a curated record. Gene Ontology annotation, molecular function: RNA polymerase II C-terminal domain phosphoserine binding; DNA binding. NCBI's taxonomy places the organism in Eukaryota, Metazoa, Arthropoda, Insecta, Hymenoptera, Formicidae.
AUUUUCGAACACAAUCCAUGUGGAGUCAUGAUCCUGAAUGAUUCUGAAUGUUCGUUGAUAUUCGCAGUUCGCACUGACGGAACGGCAGCUGUAAACGACCGCACGUUCGUUGAUUGUAUACUUGAUUGUAGUAUAGUAUUCUAUACUCACAGUUUCUUCCGCGCUAUUUAACCGAUUCUCCGGAAUUAAACACUGCCAAAAAAGAUGCCGAAGAGGAAGCAUCAAGCACUCAUAGACUCCGAUAGCAGUGGAAGCGCGUCGGAGAGCGGCUCAGACUUGGAUAACGAUCUAUUGUCACUGGCAAAGAAAAAGAAAGGAAAAUCCCAAGAUGAUUCUCAGUCAAAUGAAGAUAAUGGAUCUGUUAAAAAAGAUGCUAAGCAUGAUUCAGACACGUCAGAUUCCGACAAUAACUGGAGCAGCAAGACUGGAAAAACAAAGGUAAAGAAAGGUUCGACAAAACGAAGUAAACGAAAGAUGACAAAGUCGAGCACCGAAGACAGUGCCAGUGAAAAAGAACCAGCAAAGCAGCUUUCGGAGCCAGAAGAAGGUGAGGUAUCAGAUUCUGAUGUAAGUGUUUCCGACUCUAGCCAAGAAGAAUUUAAUGAUGGUUAUGAUGACAAACUCAUGGGAGAUGCAGAGGAUCAAGCCAGACUCGCUCAAAUGACCGAGAAAGAACGUGAGCAAGAAAUUUUUAAGCGAAUUGAGCAACGUGAAAUUAUGAAGACAAGAUUUGAGAUUGAGAAGAAACUAAGAAUGGCAAAGAAACAAGAAUUGAGAAAACAAAAAGAAUCAAAAAAGAAAGAGAAGGGUGGUGAAGAGAAACAAAAACUAGACAGAGCACCAGAUCCUAAAGAAAGAAGUAAAGAUCGUAAAAAAACGAUAGAAGAAAAGCAAGAUAAAAAAUUCCAUGCAAUGUCAUUGCUUAAAGCCAGACGUGAAGAAAAAAAAGAACGAGAGGAAAAAGAAAAACAGAGAAUAGAACAGCAGCAACAACAAUCAAAAGAUAUAGAGGAAGAGGAAUUGGAGAAUGAUCAUAAAGGUGGAAACAAGACUAAACUUAAAGCAUCUGAUAUAUAUUCCGAUGAUAGCGGCUCAUCGGACAGUGCAGAGGAGGAAGAAGAAGUAACUAAACCAACGUCUCACCGCAGGUCGUCCUCUAGUGAAAGCCGUGAUUCGGAUUCUGAUAACGAUAAAAAAUCGAUUACUAGCAACAAAACUAAACCGAAGAAGCCAGUAUAUAUCAGUACUAAGGAAGACUUAAACAAGAUUCGAUUGUCUCGUCAUAAAAUGGAGAGAUUCGUUCAUUUACCUUUCUUUGACAGAGUAGUGCAAGGUUGUUUUGUCAGGAUUGGAAUCGGUAAUAAUAACGGUAAACCUGUCUAUAGGGUAGCUGAGAUAAGCGGUGUGUGCGAGACCGGAAAGAUUUAUCAACUCGGUGGCACAAGAACGAAUAAAGGAUUGAAAUUGCGUCAUGGUGCGCAGGAACGUGUAUUCAGGUUGGAAUUCGUCUCCAAUCAAGAAUUCACAGACUCGGAGUUCUUCAAGUGGAAGGAAACAUGCGCGCUGCAAGGAAUUUCUGUGCCAACGUUUGACGAAGUAGAGCAGAAAUUAAAGGAUAUUAAUGAAGCAUUGCUAUAUGAAUACAAAGAAGAGGAUAUAGAGAAGAUUGUCCGAGAAAAAGAGAGAUUUAAGCAAACACCCUAUAAUUACGCGAUGAAGAAAGCUCAGCUCAUGAGAGAACGCGAUGCGGCUAAUUGCAGAGGAGACGACGAGACUGCUAGUCGCCUUAAUCAAGAAUUAAGUGAAUUGGAAGAACGCGCAUCGGAAUUGGAUAAGAUGCGUACAGCGACGAUUUCCAGUAUAUCGUACAUAAAUGAUCGCAACAGAAAGAAAAAUGUCGAAGAAGCUGAGAAAGCUAUAAUGGAAGAGCUGAAGGCUAACAAAGGUAAAAAAGUCGACGACCCAUUCACCAGGCGAAGUACUAAGCCAAGGAUGGUAUUUAAGCCGGAAGAUGAAUCUGAGGUGGUAAGCACGGUUCCAAUAAAUGACAAAUCAAGUCCUCGUCCGGCUGUCGAUUCGGUAUCGACCGCUAAUGAUAAGGAGAAUGGACAGGAGUCUAAAAAGAAGCAGAGUACAGAAGAUUUGUUUAAUGCCCAUGAUUUCGAUAUAACAAUCGAUUUGGAAGUUCCUAUUCCAAAUAACCCUGUUAGUGUUUUACCGAAGCCUAUUAACAACAUCAAGGAUACAGGACCACGCCGAUCGUUAAAUUUAGAAGAUUAUAAAAAGAAACGCGGUCUCAUCUAACAGUUCAUACGUUUUAGACAUCGUAAAAACAUAAGGUUAAGUUGUGAGGGUUGUCUUGUAAUAAUUAAAAAACUUAACCUCGUGUAUCGAAUGCUCUGGUUUAUAGUAGGAAUGAAGAUAUGUUCUUAUAAUGAUGACUGAGAAACUAGAUUAUUUAUAUAAAACAUAUUCGUGGUAUAUUAUAUAUUAUAUUAUUGCUAAUGGCGCGCGAUUCUAUUCUGUUUAAUACAUUGAGUGUUGGUGAUGGUUUGCUAAUUUCAUACAAAAAAUUAGCUCCGAUAACACUGUAUUAUAGUUUUAUAAUAAAUAAAGGAAUGUUAAAAUGAAACCGAUACUUGAUAGUUUCUGGAUAGUUUCUUAUAAUUUUGCAUCACACAGGCUAAUGUUCAGAUUCGUAAAAAAACGUCAGUACCGCUAUCUAUAUUAUCAUCAUAAACACUCAAUGUAUUAAAGAUCUUUCCAACUAAAAAGGUUCCAAUGCAAACCGGUUCCUAUUGUGUACUCUAAGUAAUGACAUUGCAUUUUGUGCACGAAGAAUAUAAUUACGCAAGUAAUGAUUAGAAUUGUUCUUUGAUAGUUACAGUACUUAAAGGAAAUAGCGGAUGUACUGAAAAAAAUACGAUUUUACGCUUUGUCUUACAUGUUUCAAUACUAUAGAACAUCCAUAUACUUAAAUAAGAAAAGAGAGAGAAAGAAAACACACAUAAAAAAGAAGAAAGGUAUGUACCUAAUAAUGAAAUCAUUUGCCAAAUAUGAUUCAACUUUUUACAUAUAAAAAUACUGUUUGUACAAGAAUUAAUUACAAUGACAGUAUGUAGCGCACAGAACAAUUUUAUUUUACACGACGGAAUUAAAUUUUCAUUAAGUAGUAAUUUUAUCAGGAAAUGGAACGUAUAUAAUUAAUGUAGAUAUCAAUGCUCUAUACUAUAUCUUUUGCAAACAUCACAACUACAUCACAUCACAUUUGUAUGUAUCAAUUGCACAUAUUUUUUCUAUAUGUACUAAUACUGUUGAUAUAGUUCUCUCAUUGAAGUACACUAUAUUUUCAUUUUAAUAUCUAUCACAGUUUGUACUGCUGAUAUAAUUUUUAUAUUUUUUUAUUAAAAAAUAUUGUGUAAAUAUAUGAGGUUUUGUAACUACGAUUUUUGUUAUUUUAAGCUCUAGACAUUAUAACUAAUUAAACUAGGUUAUAUAAUGUAUUAUAAUAAUUAUAGUCUAUUAUUAAUUACUUAUUUUUUUACAAGUUUAAUACCGUCGACAAAUAUUGAUUUGACCAUACAUUACGAUUUCGUAAUCAUAUACAUGAUUAUGACAUAUAGAAAGUAUAUGCGUGAGAAAUUAUACAUUGUAACUUUACAAAAUAAGAAAUUUUGUUACUUGUACUGUUUCAUUUUUCGAAAUUGUAUAUACAUAUAUAUAUUUAGGAAUAUUCUGUAUCUAAACGUAGAUAAGAAACUUUACAUGGAGAAACAUACAGUUCUUUUUAUUUAUUUGAUAAAUUACUAUUUCUCUGAUUGAGAAAAAUUAUCUUAAAAAGUGUAAUCAUGUAAUCAAUGCCGAACGUUUUGUAGUUGUAAAAAAUAAUCUAUAUUUGUGUAAUAUAUUCUUUGUAUGAAAUAUUUACAAAGCAAUGUUAUAGAAUGCUAAAUGCUAAGAUGAUAGGCAUAAAAUUUGUAAUACUCAGAUAAGCGAUAAGGAAUAUAAAUUGAAAUUGUAAGAUAAAUUAAGUUCUCACAUAGGUAUUAUAUUUUUAGUAAUAUGCCAGAUAAAUACGAGUAGGAUGCAAUAUUUGCAGUGUAUUAUUAAUAUCUUUUUAAUCGGUGAUACGUACGUUAUUAUAAUGUCUAAAAUGGA